This is a messenger RNA of Mesorhabditis belari, 690 nucleotides long. Lineage: Eukaryota; Metazoa; Nematoda; Chromadorea; Rhabditida; Rhabditidae. The record is from the annotation of a GenBank genome assembly.
AUGGAUCCUCGUUCGCUUGAUCCUGAGGCGGUUUCUCUAUCACGACAAUGUGUGAAAUGUGAUGCGCCGGGGAUUCUAGCUGGCGCUGAUUCUCGAAAGGCUGUCUACUGUGCACCGUGUUUUGUGCAAAUGGUCAAACACAAAUUUCGCUCGUCACUUGGAAAGCGAAGAAUUUACAAGGAUGGUGCCUCGAAAGAAACGCUACUUCUAUUUGAUGGUUCACUUGGAUCGGCGUUUGCUCUGGGACAACUCGUCGAAUCGCUUGAGGACACUCAACACAGAAAAUUGAUGAUCGAACCAACGAUCCUAUUUUUGAUCGUUUCGACAAAUACGGCAAGGAUCAAUGAAGUUCUAAAACGUUACAUGGACAUUUCCACUUCAUUGUCAAUUCCGUUUCGAAUAGCACACGUUGCAGCGGCUCUACAAAAGAAUUUUGAUCUUUCGGAUGUCACUCAAAGCUUUAUUGGUGAAGAUCAGCUUGAUCGUUACUCUCAACUGCUCUCAUCGAUGCGAACGUCGACGGCAAAGAACGAAGUGAAACGACUGCUCAUUGAAGUGAUCACUGCAAGAUUUGCGAUAGCAAGUGGAAUAGAGAAAAUCUGGCUUCCGAGUACUGGUGAUGAUCUUGCGCGAAACACGAUUCAAUUCUUCUCACUUGGGAGAGGUAAAUCACGUCAAUUUUUCUCACUU